This is a messenger RNA of Fusarium pseudograminearum CS3096, 3783 nucleotides long. RefSeq lists its product as uncharacterized. Gene Ontology annotation, molecular function: structural constituent of nuclear pore. Gene Ontology annotation, biological process: nuclear pore organization; protein import into nucleus. The transcript has 3 exons. Lineage: Eukaryota; Fungi; Ascomycota; Sordariomycetes; Hypocreales; Nectriaceae. Bases 1 to 3783 code for a protein of 1260 amino acids. Gene Ontology annotation, cellular component: nuclear pore transmembrane ring. The record is from RefSeq and is a predicted model, not a curated record.
AUGAGCACAUCGACUCCCCGCCUGCGGUCUGGGUUCCCAGCUACCCCAGCUGCCAAUCGACGACAUAACAAUCAACAAACUCCCAGCUCAGCUGGCUCGCCAUCAUACGGAAAGGGCUCAACAACGAGGUCUCCUUCUUUGCCUCUCGCGCCCGAGAGUACUCGACCUCAGACCACUGUCAGCCAGCCUGUCAUUCCUCUGACCGUUCUCGACGCUCCUCAGCAGCGUCUCUACACCUUCGGUGUCUACGUCUUGUUGUGGGCAUGGAAGCUUUACGACUGGCUCCAGGUGGUUGAGGAUGGCGAUUCGUCUUGGUUCCUAUUUCUUAAAUGGAUCUUCAUCGAUUUCGCAUUCCUUUUUGGCGUGCCGGAAUUGAGGAUACCUUGGCUCGAGCUCUCCCAACCUGUUGUGACCACUAUAUUCUCCUUGCAUCUGGUUCUCAACUACAUGCUCAUGUUCAACAUUCCUAUCCCGUGGCAGUCAUGGAUUCUCGGCUUCGCCAAAGUUCUCUACGACCGCGAAAUAUCAAUCUCCGAGCAUAAUGUCAAGGUAUCGACUAUUCUCAACAAUCAUUCCCUCAUCAUGGGAAAGCAGAUCAUCAAUAUCUUGCCUGAAGGCUCGGCAAUUCUCAACCCAAAGGGGACCCCGUUCUGUUUGGCCGCAAAGCCAAAGCAUGCCAUAGAUCUUCCCAUCUAUUUCAAUGCCACGAUUCCUGCCGAAAUUGAAUUGAUCCGACUCGACUUCGAGACAAACAAGGAGGAAACGAUAAAGAUCUCGAACCGAGAGGUCAACAGGGUCGCCAAGCAAAUCCGAGAGCACAACACUGAUCAAACUACGUUCGGCUUUCAGUGGGACUAUCCAGUUAAGAAGCCGGGUGUCUACCGCCUUGGAAAGGUUUUGGACGAGUACAAACUUGAAGUUCAGCGUGCUACCACAGACACAUAUGUCGUUCCUUGUCCUCAAGCAAGAAUCCGAGCAUCAUCAGACUCUCAGCGAUGUAUUCAGGAACUCUCUAAUCUUUCAUUGGAUGUGUAUGGUACACCGCCCCUCAAAAUUCAGUACAGUCGCACGAUCAACGGCAAGGACCACAGUUUCCAUUUCCAGAGUCUUCAACCUGAUGGAUUUUCCUCACCUCUCCUCGGUGCUUCCUCCAGUCUCGUUUCGGAUGAUCAGGACGAUAUUUCGUGGGCGCGAGCUCGAAAGGUCACAGUUGGUCUUAACGAGUCCAUGACCUCUGCCGGCGAAUGGGAGUACUCGAUCGACGAAGUUUAUGAUGCCUUUGGCAACGUCGUCAAAUAUGCUGAAUUGGAAGAGGACCCCAGCCAAGCUCGAGUUAAAGGCUUGAAAUACGGCUUCAAGGUCAAGGAGCGCCCCAAGGCGAGCAUGAAUGGUUGUGACAUGCGCAACCCUUUCAAGGUUGCCAAGGGCCGAUCUGUCCGACUUCCUGUUGACUUCUCCCUGAUAGGAUCCAAAGACGACACUUCCCACGAGGUCACCUGGGAAUUCUCUCCUAUCAACUCCCUUACGAACAGCGGAGAGCAUGGAGAUGAGGUGUCGAUCGGCGGUUACAACGCUAAGAAUGCGAUGGAUAAGCCGUUUGUCUCAGAACCCGGCCUGUACACCCUCAAGACCAUCUCCAGCGGGUCUUGCAAGGGUGAAGUUAAGGAGCCGUCAUCAUGCCUUCUUUUGAACCCAUUGGAGCCCUCUCUUUCCGUUCGCUCAGAGGAGAUCCCCGAUAAAUGCGCAGGCAACUCUAUCGGCUUGAGAGUGGAUUUGGACCUCGUUGGAACACCUCCCUUCGUAGUUCGAUACGACAUAGUCACUAGUGAUGGGCAUGUUGAGAAACAAUCCCACCGCGUUCCUGGCCUGCGAUCUCAGUUGGAGCUGGUACCGAAAAUGGCAGGUCGUCACAAGUACAUCUUCAAGUCCGUCGACGACGCUGUGUAUGAGAACCAGCCUCUCACUGGCGACGACAAAGUUCUGGAGCAGGUUGUCAAGCCUGCUGCCUCGGCCAAGAUUUCAAGCAGUAGCGGAGUUGUCAAUGCUUGUCUCGACUCAGAAGUCGACCUUGAUGUCAUUCUCUACGGAGAGGCUCCCUUCAAUUUAGAAUGGGAGAUUGUUCAUGACGGCAAGCGCAAGUCGGAGCGAGUCACUGGCGUUCAAGAGAGCAGUUUCAGAAUCAAGACCAACACACUCCGCAAGGGAGGAGAAUACAUCCUUGCCCUGAGCAGCGUUCAGGACAAGCGAGGAUGUAAGACUUUCCUUCAGGAUCAAGUCAAGAUUGCUGUGCGACGCCAGCAGCCACGGGCCGCUUUUGGCUUUGUUGAACACAAGCAAAAGAUCAUGGCCGUUGAGGACACACACUUGCGCUUGCCUCUGCGCCUGGAAGGAGAACCUCCUUUUGAGAUCACCUACAGAAACCUUGCUGGUAAUGGCGAAGUGUUGACCAAGCGUGCAAACAACGCAAAUGAUAACCUCCUGGUCAAGAGCCAAGGCACCUAUGAACUGGUUGAAGUACGAGACGUCCAGUGCCCUGGAUCCGUUGUUCCUGCAGCAGCCCGGUUUGAAGUUGGCUGGUUCCCUAGGCCCGAAAUCUCAGUUGUUGAAUCCCCGAGUAUUAAAUCUGAUGGCAACACAUUCGUCAAGCAAGAUAUUUGCGAAGGAGACAUCGAUGGAUUUGAAGUCAACCUCAAGGGAUCGCCUCCUUACCAUGUGCAAUACGAUGUUACGCACAAGCCUGUCAAGGGCUCCAAGGCUUUUACUCGCAAAGACUUCGAUGCGCCUCUUGCAAAGGCAGCCAUUUCCAUGGAUACCACCAAGGCCGGCGAUUAUACCUACAAGUUCUCUGCUCUUGCCGAUAACCUAUACAACAGCGACAAGAACUUUCACCCUCUCACUCUCACGCAGCGCGUGAACGCUAAGCCUUCGGCUGGGUUUACGAAACCCGGCCAGUCGUUCAAGUACUGCAUGGAGGAGCAGGAACAUGAAGACAGAAUCCCAAUUAAGCUCACCGGGGAAGCUCCUUUCUACGUCGAAGUCGAGAUCAAGCAUCAAGCUGGGUCCCCUGCCGAGACUUACAGAAUUCCCUCCAUCGACUCCAACUCGUACGGCAUCCGAAUUCCUCGUCAGCACCUCCGACUCGGCGCACAGCAGGUUCGUAUUCGUACCGUCAGAGACGCCAGAGGCUGCCAGCGCAAGUAUGAGCAUGGGGGACCGUCGGUGCAAAUCCACUUGUACGAGGCGCCUUCUAUCUACCCUCUCGAGUCUCGACGCGACUACUGUGUCGGUGAGCGUAUUGCAUACACUUUAUCUGGCACACCUCCAUUUGACAUUUCCUACGACUUCAACGGCCGGUGGAAUGCCAAGUCGCAAACAACCAGCUUCCGCCGUAUUGCAGAGAAGCCUGGUGAUUUUACUAUCACCAGCAUCUCGGACAAGGCCAGCGAAUGUCGCGCCGCUGUCAACAUCCCCAAGACAAUCCACCCGCUGCCAAGUGUCCAAAUCAGUCGUGGUAAGCAGUCCCGUGUCGACAUUCACGAGGGCAAUGAAGUGGAUAUCUUCUUCGAGUUCUGGGGCACACCACCUUUCGAGUUCACCUACACACGCAGCUCCAAUGCCAAGAAGGGGCAGCGCAGUAUCGUUCUCGAGACGAGACAUGAUGUCUCUUAUGAGCACAGCAAGGUGGUCAAGGCAAGCCAGGAGGGUACAUAUGAGGUUGUCGCGAUCAAAGAUAAGUUCUGUUCAUUCUCGACACAGCAGGUUGAGAAGAAGCAAAGAAGAUAG